Molecule: messenger RNA, 1122 nt
Organism: Paramecium primaurelia
Lineage: Eukaryota; Ciliophora; Oligohymenophorea; Peniculida; Parameciidae
Source: the annotation of a GenBank genome assembly
AAAUAAACCCACUUUAAGAAUCUUUCCCUCUUGGUCCUGGUUCUCUAUGGUCUUAAUUAUGUUGUUGACUUGCUCACCACAUAAUUUUAAAAUGUAUUUUAUGUUACCAAUACUAGAUCUAUUAUCUAAAACUUCUAGUUUUAUUGAUAAUCGUUAAGAAACUCCUAGAGUUACCAAUAUCUAGAUAUGUAUCAUAAACAACAGGAUAUGUGAUGAAUUUGUAUAUACCCAAAAUUUUAAGGUAUUAUUACAUACAUUAUGUUAGAAUACCCAUUUACACAAUAUUCAGUGAAAUCUAUAAAGUAAGAAAAUAAGACAUGAUAUAUCCAUUGACUUAUUACUAAACAUUCAAUAAAUUCUUUACUAGACAAAUUAAACCAAGAAAAAUUGAAUGUGGAAUGAUCAGUCCUGCUGACUCAAAGAUCUUAUCCAUAAGUAAAGUCACUAAGAAUGAAUGUUUACUUGUAAAAAGAGUUACAUAUUAAAUUGGAUAAUUUUUAACAGGCAUCAAAGGAUAUGAGAUGGAAUUCAAAAAAAAAUAAGAAUGUUCAAAUCUUUGGUCAUGUAUUUUUUAUCUUGCUCCUGGUGAUUAUCAUCGAUACCAUUGUCCUGUUGACUUUGUUGCAAGAAGUAGAUUACAUAUUCCAGGUAAAUUAGCACCUGUUAAGGAAAGCAGUCUUAAACAAGUAUAUAUACUUUUUGAAAUAAUCAAUUAGGGAUUAUAUGAAGGAAAUGAAAGAGUAGUUCUAGAAGGAGAAUGGGAACAAGGACUGAUGUAUAUUAUAUUCAUUGGUGCAACUAAUGUAGGCUCAAUGAAGGUUAAUUUUGAUUCUGAUUUGAUUACUAAUACAAACACGUAUCAUAAAAGUGGCUAUAGAAAUUAUUAGAAUUUAAGUGUUAAUGCUCCUUAUUAAUCUAGUGAAAAAGGUGUUCAUAUAAAAAAGGGAUAGGAAAUUGGAAGAUUUGAAAUGGGUACUAUUCACAUUUGAUUAUUUUAAAUAGGAUCUACAGUUGUAAUUAUUUUUGAAAGUACAUCUAUUGAAUGGAAUGCAAAAGCUUAAUAAAAGGUUUAUUUCGGACAAUAAGUUGCUUCUUAUUGACAUAAAUAAUAUGUAUAAGUAC